UGUUUCCAAUUCGUCACAUGACGUCUUGGCUUGGCACUGUAGGCUGUAAUACUGUAAAAAACUCCUCGGGCAGCAGAUACUUAUUCAUCCGUUGUUCUUGUUCUGGCUCAACAGCUACCGUCGCAGAAAUUUUAAUUGUCUAGUUUAGUGAAGUGGUUGUUAACAAAAUCAAAAUGAGCCCCUCAGCAGUACUUCCAGAAGACUGUCCUAUCUACGGGCCAUUUUUCGGCGUAAUGGGCGCAGCCUCAGCUAUUAUUUUUUCCUCCUUGGGAGCGGCGUACGGAACCGCGAAAGCAGGAACAGGAAUCGCAGCGAUGUCAGUGAUGCGACCGGAGCUGAUCAUGAAGUCGAUUAUUCCUGUGGUCAUGGCGGGUAUUAUCGCCAUUUACGGGCUAGUAGUCGCUGUGCUGAUCGCUGGAGGACUCAGUGAACCCUCUGCGGGGUACUCUUUGUAUAAGGGUUUCAUUCACUUGGGAGCCGGCUUAGCUGUCGGUUUUGCAGGACUGGCCGCCGGAUUCGCAAUAGGAAUCGUAGGUGACGCGGGAGUCCGAGGAACAGCCCAGCAACCGCGUCUGUUUGUAGGAAUGAUCUUGAUCCUUAUCUUCGCUGAGGUACUUGGUCUCUACGGGCUUAUCGUCGCUAUCUACCUGUUCACCAAGUCGACCACCCAGUAAUUGCCCUCUAUCAUCGCCGCCUGCCACCACCUUCGCCAUCUUAUUAAUUAUUUUCGACGCUACAGUGUCGCGUCUUCAGUGAUAGUAUUAUCUCAUUUUUUUUGUUUUUUUUUUUUUUUU
Molecule: messenger RNA, 794 nt
Organism: Cotesia glomerata
Lineage: Eukaryota; Metazoa; Arthropoda; Insecta; Hymenoptera; Braconidae
Gene: Vha16
Product: V-type proton ATPase 16 kDa proteolipid subunit
Exons: 4
Coding region: 174-674 (166 amino acids)
Biological process (GO): proton transmembrane transport
Cellular component (GO): proton-transporting V-type ATPase, V0 domain
Molecular function (GO): proton-transporting ATPase activity, rotational mechanism
Source: RefSeq, a predicted model, not a curated record